Molecule: messenger RNA, 1520 nt
Organism: Cornus florida
Lineage: Eukaryota; Viridiplantae; Streptophyta; Magnoliopsida; Cornales; Cornaceae
Exons: 1
Coding region: 611-1312 (233 amino acids)
Source: RefSeq, a predicted model, not a curated record
UCUGUUUGUACGUAUCUAUCUCUAUCUAUUUUCCGUGUACUCGUUCCUCCUCCGAAAAUAUCGCCAUAUAUAUCACUUCAAUCGUGGCUGAUAUCUGAACCCUCUAUGCGAUUCACUAUCGUCCAGUCAUCUCCAAAUCCAAUUCCUAAUAUACGGUGUUUCUUAAGAUUCGAUCAAAGUUGAAUUGUUGUUGAUGAAUCGAAGAAUUUUUGUUGAGAUUUUCAGCUCUGGGAAUUUGAAGCUUCAAUUAACAACGUUUGAUUCUGAAUUUAGGCGUUGAAGAUUGCUCGGAGCGUCUCUGGGUUUUUGCGAGAUCAGGUGUUCAUCGUAUCACUCGUUUGAUCUGAUUAUUAUAUCUCUGAUUGAUAAAAAGGGGUAUUUUUUACGACUAUUGAUUUCGUUUCCGAAUUCGAUUGUCGGUUGGUUAGAUCUUGUAUCGAUAGCUCUUAUUUGAUGUUUGGAUUAAUGGAAUUUGAAUCAUUAUGGUGAAUUGAGAUUUAGAUUUCUGAUCUAAUUUUCGAAUUGGUGUACAAUUCUGAGUUCUUCAGUUGCUGUUCGAUUGAUUGGGUAUUUAUUUUGAGGGUUUUUGAGUUCUAACUCGUUAAAUUUAAUGAGACUACCAAUGGUUGAUUGUCGUAGCUUGAUCGAGUUCUGUAGAGCUUUUGAACAGCAUAAGAAAAUGAUCAAUCCGUCUAAUGCCUCUGAUCUUAGAACCCACCAUGUUCAUUCUCGCCACAAAAAGAACAGUAAUCCUUUGAACCCUUUAGCACACCCAUUUUGUGAUCUCUCACUGUUUGCUGCUGUGGAUGUGAUUAUGCUGCUUUUGGUACUCGGAGCAGUGGGCUUUUUGACUGUUCCAUACUUCAAACUAAUCUUUCGUGAAGCCUUCGGAAUUCUUCCAACAAUUUGUGAUAUUGUUGCUGAUGUAAUUCGUAAUGCGCCGCUUGCAUAUGUGGUUGGACUGGCUGUAUCAUUCACCGGACUUAUUGCCACGAUUGCUGCGUGGGAGAUUUUUAGUAUGAAAUCAAGAAAAUGUGGAAAUCCUCACUGUAAGGCUCUGCGCAAAGCUGUAGAAUUUGACAUCCAGCUUGAGUCGGAAGAGUGUGUGAAGUACUUACCUCCGUUGCCAACAACUGAUUAUGGGCUGAAACCACUGGAACUAGGGGAGGAUCACAAGGAGCUGGAGGCAGAGUUGAAAAGGAUGGCACCGCUCAAUGGUCGCACCGUUCUUAUCUUUCGAGCACCAUGUGGAUGUCCUGCAGGUAGAAUGGAGGUUUGGGGUCCUAAGAAAAUCCGUAGAAUCAAGAAAUGAACUAGAUUUUUAUUGUUGUUGAUCUUUUUCAUCUUCCUUUACAUGAAUAAAUUGUAAGGUGCUGAGGUUGCUCACGGCUACUUCUCUUGACUUGUGUAAUAAGUGACCGACCAGUAUGGUUUAGUAAUAAUCACAUUUGAGGAGCAACCUUAUAUUGUAAUACGUUUCGAUAUACUAUGAUAUAAGAUAUUUCAUAUUAUAUUUAGCA